Molecule: messenger RNA, 1413 nt
Organism: Trichomonas vaginalis G3
Lineage: Eukaryota; Parabasalia; Trichomonadida; Trichomonadidae
Product: ankyrin repeat domain-containing protein 61 family
Exons: 1
Coding region: 1-1413 (470 amino acids)
Source: RefSeq, a predicted model, not a curated record
AUGACUGAUAUCAUCACUAAAACCAUUGCUAAAGUAGCUGCAUUUCAGCAAAUGCAUGGUGCAAAUCCAAUUAGAGUAUUCAUUAAUGAUCAUAUGUAUAAUACUUUUACUAACAUUGCAGGGGCGAUUUUCAAUUUUGUGAAAGAUCAAUAUCUUUUAAAUAAAUGCCAGGAAGAAAUAAGAUUCAAAGCUCAAGUAAAAGAAUCAAAAACAUAUAUAGUUCUUGAAGAGAUUUUUCAAUUACAAAUACCUAAAAAUAUAAAAGAUAGUGUUGUCCUUGACUUCCUGGAGCUUGGAAAGAAAUUAAAAAGCGAUUUGCUGAUGUCUAUUUAUAUUGAUAGAUUCGAAAAAAGAGAACUCACUUUAGAAAACAUACAUAGAACGAUCAAAUUCAGUAAGUACAUUGGAUAUGACAGCAAGAUAUUUGCCUUUAUAUGCCAAAAGAUUAAUUCUAUUGAUACAGAUGACCUCAGAGAUUCUGUUAUUGUGGCAGGCUUUGAUUUUGCAGAACGAUUAAUGACUCAUUUCAAAUAUUGUAACAUUAGUUCAAAUGAUUUAAUAUUUUCUAUUGUCAAUAAAGACCAUUCAUUUAUUGAUAUUCUAUCUAAUCUCAAUGCCAAAUACAUUGAAAUUGAAGAUAUUUAUGAAUCGCUCAAGACAUUUUCAAUAAUAGAUGACAAAGAUUUAAAGAAAAAUAUUCAAUCAUUAAUUAUCACAAAAUUCAAGACAUUUCAAGAUGGAAUUGAAGAUAAGGAACAAGAAAUUAAAGAAUUAAAAGACAAAAUUACAACGUUACAAGAAAAAUAUACUACAACAUUCAAUGAUUUAACUAAUCUUAAAGUGGAAAAUAUGCAACUUAAAGAAGAUAACUCAAAACAAAGUGAUGAAAUAACAAAAUUGAGGAGAAGAAAUAAUCAUUUAUGCAUAGAAAAAAAGAGCAUUGGUGAUGAACUGGCUAAUAUGAGAAUUGAAAAAAAGCAACUUUUAAAGGAUUGUUCAAUUCUAAAAGAAAAAAUUGAAAAGUUGAAAAUUGAAAAAGAACAACUAAAAAAUAUUAACUCAAGUCAGAGCGAUGAAAUAACAAAAUUGAAGAGAGAAAAUAUACAACUAAGCUUGGAAAAAAAGAGCAUUGAUGAUGAAUUGGCUAAUAUGAGAGCUGAAACAACACAACUCAAAAAUUUUAACUCAAAUCAUAAAGAAAAAAUAGAAAAAUUGAAAAAAGAAAAAGAGCAACUCAAAAAUGAUAACACAUGCCAAUGCAAUGAAAUAACAAAAUUGAGGAGAGAAAAUACACAGAUUAGCUUGGAAAACGCAAACAUAAAGGAUAAAUUAAUAAGAAGAGAAAAAGAUAAUAUCAAGAUUCAGAAAAAAGGAAAGAAAUUGCAAAAAUUCAAUCGGAUAAAACAGAAUUAA